GAUUUUAACGUAUGUUUUUGUAUGAUUUUAACGCUUGCAGGUACAAACAUGUCGGCCGAUACCAAGAUCGCCGAGCUGCUCACGGAGCUCCAUCAGCUCAUCAAACAGACCCAGGAGGAGAGGUCACGCAGCGAACACAACCUGCUCAACAUCCAGAAAACACACGAGAGGAUGCAGACGGAAAACAAAACGUCCCCGUACUACCGGACCAAGCUGAGAGGCCUCUACACCACGGCCAAAGCAGACGCAGAGGCCGAGUGCAGCAUCCUGCGUCACGCUCUGGAUAAAAUAGCAGAGAUCAAGUCUUUGCUGGAGGAGAGGAGGAUAGCUGCUAAGAUGGCGGGGGUCUACAGCGACAGCGACCCUCCCAGGAAGACGAUGCGUCGCGGCGUCCUGAUGACGCUCCUCCAGCAGUCGGCCAUGACGCUUCCUCUGUGGAUCGGCAAGCCGGGGGAGAGUCCCCCCCCUCUGUGUGGAGCGACCCCGGCCAGCAGCGACUACGUUGCCAAACAGGGAGACAAAGUGGCAGCGAGGGUGAAGGCCGUGGACGGAGACGAGCAGUGGAUCCUCGCUGAGGUGGUCAGCUACAACCAUUCCACCAACAAGUAUGAAGUGGAUGACAUCGAUGAAGAGGGAAAAGAGAGACACACUCUGAGCAGACGGAGGAUCAUCCCUCUUCCUCAGUGGAAGGCAAACCCAGAGACCGACCCAGAGGCCCUGUUCAGUAAGGACCAGCUGGUACUGGCCCUCUACCCACAGACCACCUGCUUCUACCGGGCCCUGAUACACACGCCUCCACACAGGGUGAGUUCUUCUUCUUCUUCUUCUUC
Anarrhichthys ocellatus (wolf-eel) is the source of this 830-nucleotide messenger RNA. RefSeq names its product SAGA complex associated factor 29 (gene sgf29). The record is from RefSeq and is a predicted model, not a curated record. Gene Ontology annotation, cellular component: SAGA complex. The annotation marks the transcript as partial. The transcript has 8 exons. NCBI's taxonomy places the organism in Eukaryota, Metazoa, Chordata, Actinopteri, Perciformes, Anarhichadidae.